This is a messenger RNA of Drosophila ficusphila, 456 nucleotides long. RefSeq lists its product as uncharacterized. The transcript has a single exon. The record is from RefSeq and is a predicted model, not a curated record. NCBI's taxonomy places the organism in Eukaryota, Metazoa, Arthropoda, Insecta, Diptera, Drosophilidae. Bases 1 to 456 code for a protein of 151 amino acids.
AUGGCAACAACAAGCGUACUAGAAGCGAUUAAGGUAGUAGACCUAGUGGAGAUUAUUCCAAAGUACGAGGGGGAGUCUGGAAAAUUAAACGGAUUUAUAGCAGCGGUAGAGCAGGUCCUAGGUCUUAUUAAAGGGGAAGAAAGGUCGAGUGUAGGACUAAUAGCAUUAAGGGCCAUUAGGAGCAAGAUUGUAGGAGCAGCGGAUAGGGCUCUGGAUCUAGAUGAAUCGGAAUUGAACUGGGACCGUAUCAAGGAAACGCUAAUAACACAUUUCAAGGACAAGAGGUCGGAGCAAGACCUAAUUAUGGAGUUAACACACCUGAAGGAAAAGAAAUUGGAUUUGGACACUUUGUACACGAAGGUUAUGGCCUUGAAGAAAGCCCUCGUUAACCAGAACAAGGCUUUGGAACGGGGGAUGAUACUCAGGGAGACAAACCCAAAUGGUAUGAGGAGAUAG